Pecten maximus is the source of this 3240-nucleotide messenger RNA. RefSeq names its product exportin-T-like. The coding region runs from base 182 to 3088 and encodes 968 amino acids. Gene Ontology annotation, molecular function: tRNA binding; small GTPase binding. Gene Ontology annotation, cellular component: nuclear pore; cytoplasm; nuclear matrix. Gene Ontology annotation, biological process: tRNA re-export from nucleus. Lineage: Eukaryota; Metazoa; Mollusca; Bivalvia; Pectinida; Pectinidae. The transcript has 27 exons. The record is from RefSeq and is a predicted model, not a curated record.
CCAAAUUCAAGAUGGCGAUUGCCUGAUGACGAAACGUGGCCGGCCUGACUGAAAUAGAUUUGUGAUUUAAAUAGACUGGUAUUGAGCAUGUACACCUGAGGUAUUAUAUCAUAACCAACAGACCUACAACAACAGGUCCAUUGAGAACAACAGACAGUGGGUGUAUCAGUAUAUUUUUAGCAUGGAUGAGGAUGCCCUUAGGGGCCUGAGUCCUGCUGCUGACCCACAAACUCAGGCCAGGGCUUUGCAAUAUUUUGAGCAGCUGAAGUCUGCUGAUGAUGGUUGGAAAAUUUGUGCGGAAUCCUUUAUGAAUCCACACUAUAGCAGCAAUGACCAUGUUCGAUUCUUCUGCUUACAAGUUGUUGAGCACUUCCUGAAGGAAAGGUAUGCAAAUGUAAACAUGGAGGAACAGCAGAUGAUUCGUACUAUGAUUGGUCAAUAUCUCCAGCUUCAGGGAUCAUCAGCGGGCAGUGACAGGAGUUUCAUCAGGAAUAAGAUGGGACAAGUGAUAUCACUAGCCUUUAUUGUGGACUACCCUCACCGCUGGCCAAGUUUUUUCUCUGACCUGUCCCAGGCCCUCACCCCCAGCCCACAGCUGGUAGAUAUCUAUCUGAGAAUCUUUCUCGCUAUUGACAGUGAAGUAGUGGACCGUGACAUAGUCCACACCAGUCAGGAAAUCCAGAGGAACACUUUAAUUAAAGAUACCAUGAGAGAUCAGUGCAUACCUCAGUUAGUGGACACUUGGUACCAGAUCAUGAUAACAUACCAGACUACCAACCCAGAGGUGUGUUGUAUGUGUCUGGAGGUUGUAGGUAAGUAUGUCUCCUGGAUAGACAUCAAUCUCAUCGCCAACGACAAGGUUGUGGCCGCACUGCUCCGAUUCAUGUCCGAACCUCUACUCAGGGAGAGUGCAUGUGACUGUAUCCUAGACAUCAUCAACAAGGGCAUGGACUCGAUUGCCAAAACCAAACUAGUGGAGUCCUUCACCAGUGUUCUGGAGAGUCAGGGGAUUCUUUCUCCACCAGAGGAUGAAGAAGGUGACUUUAUGGCCAAGCUAUCAAAGCUGAUCAACGGCAUUGGAGUCAACCUUAUUCUUAGCUGGCAAAAACUAUCCAAAACAGGAGACACUGAGGCAACAGAAAUAGCACUUCAGGCCCUGGAGAACAAAGUGCCGCUGAUGUUUCGUUUCCUUGGUGAUGAAGAUGAUGAUGUUUCCAGUGGAGUGACACAGUUCUCACAAGAUUACAUAGCUCUUCUCAAACAGAUGAAGCCUAUCAGUCAGAAACAGCGACAGAACAUGGAGGGUCUGCUGUACACAGUCAUAAAGAAGAUGAAAUAUGACGAGUCCUACAACUUUGAACAUGAGGGGGAAGAAGAAGCCAUGUUCCAGGAAUAUAGGAAACAGCUAAAGACAACUUUCACCAAUCUGGCUGCUCUGGACAGUGACCUUGUUCUGUUGACGGUACACACCUGUGUGACACAGACACUGCCUCACUGGGAAAAACGCGAAGUGUGUGAUAUUGAGAUUGCGAUCUUCCUACUGUACACACUAGGGGAGGCUCUGCCUGUAAGUAUAGGCACUGCUUCCCAGGGACAACAUUUUAGUGGAGAGUCCAACAAGGUGACGGCUCUACAGGAGAUGAUGAGACUGUUGGCUACCAGCAGAGUUAGCUGUCAGGGACAUACAGCUGUUGUUCUCCAGUUUUUUGAGACAGUUGUGCGAUAUGACAAAUUCUUUAACUGUGAACCUCAGCACAUUCCUGAUAUUGUGAUGGCCUUUACUGAUGAGCGAGGGUUUCGACACCCGUCAUCACAAGUCAGGAGUCGAACAUCUUAUCUCUUCUCCAGAUUUGUCAAGUCUCUCAGGUCCCACAUGCAGCCGUUCCUGGAGGAUAUCCUAAAGCGUAUACAGGGUCUACUGGUGAUCAACACUCCUGACAACGGAUAUCAACAGCUCAUGUCUGGAGAGGACCAGCUCUUCCUGUACGAGACUGCGGGCAGUUUAAUUGUCAAUAGCACCCUACCACCAGAGAAAAAGCAGGAGUUGAUGAAGCAACUUCUCUCGCCAAUUGCCACCAAAUUUGAAGGUUUACUUGCCAAAUUUGUAGCUGAAACAGAUGAGCGAAGAAAACUGGCAUAUGCUCACAGCAUCAACAUGUCGACAGCCCUAGCGAGUCGAGUCAGCAAAGGUUUCUCAAACUCCCAGACGAUGCAAUUAUGUGGGUGUGUUGAUACCUUUACUCACCUGCUCCGGAUCUUCCUGCAGGCCCUAAAUGCCCCAACACACCGCCAACAGAUUCAGACUGGUGUACGUCAGUAUCUCCACCGCAUGGUUGUCUGUAUGGAGAAGGAAAUCUUGCCCUUUGUGCCUGUUGUCAUGGAAAACUUACUGAAGAAACCUGAUGCCAAAGAACUGCAUGAUUUCAUUCCUCUCAUGAACCAGCUGAUUAUGAAAUUUAAGAGAGACAUUGGCCCAUUCCUACAGAAGGUGUUCAUGCCUCUGGUGCAGGCUAUCUACCACGCCCUGACCACCCCAGCCGACGCCCUGGAUCAGGAGACUGCUGAAGAGAGGAAGAUGUUACGACGAAGUUACUUCCUGUUUUUAUCAACCUUGGUGUCAAACAACAGUGUUGAUGUGUUAGGAAAUCAAGACAUGCAGAAUUUACAUGAUGUCUUGGUGACCAUCGUUCAGGGAGCUGUUGAUCUGCCUGACCCCCAGAGUCAGAAAAUGUGUUUCUCCAUUUUGAGAAAGUUAGUGGAAUGUUGGGGAGGCCAUGACACUAGUAUCCCAGGAUUCCUGGAGUUUAUCUACGAUAGUAUUUUACCCGCAUGUUUCAUGGCUCCACUCAAGCCGACCUUUGACCUCAAUGAUGGACAGACGUCAUUGGCUCUCGGUGAAUGUGCGCUUUGUCUCAAAUCAGUCUUAGAAAAAAGAGGAGAGGAAUGUAUCAGUUAUUUACAACGAGAGUAUUUACCCAAGCUUCAGAUGUCUCCAGAACAGACACAGGAGUUUUGUCAAGCAUUACAAUCAGAAAGCAAGUUAUUUAGGGCAUUUUUUAAGUCAUUCUUCCUAAAAGCCAAGUCAUGACCAAAGCUGAAGUGUGUGAGGUGACGCUGAUUACUCGACGGCUGACACACGAGCCCUGUGAUGCCGGUUCCUAAGCAACAAGUCUGUGAUAUUACAUGUUGUGUUUGUCCGUUACAUGUAGCGGUCCGCUCCACAGAGUUGUGUGUACAUGU